AUGUGGACUGGGCUCGUUCUCAUAGCGGCGAAGCUGGUUGCCUCGCGUGCUGCCGAAGACAAUCUGUGGAUUGCAUUGAAGCACGUGACCGGACUGACAGACAGGGAGCUGUCCCACUUUGCCGAUGAGCUGCUCACCUUGCAGCCGCCAUCCCAACGAGAUCUUUGGCAGAGAAAAGUUCACUGCACUUUGGGGACUUGUGGACCGGAGGCAACGAGCCGCCUUAUCGCCGCUCUGGGCGAAAAUGAGAAGUUGCCUUCCAGGACCUUCGAGCUGUUUCCUGGUGACCCUCUGUAUCAAUACUGGAAGGAGUCGGACAGGCAGAAAUUUCACUCCUGGAUUGAUGGGGAAGCUUCAGAGGAAGAAACGAUCGAAGCCUUGAUACCUGAGGGUCAGCCGCUGGCAUCCGGCCGAAUCCAAGCAGCUCACUUUACUUGGAAGGCGAAAGAUUUGGUCUUGAAGCUCCUUGGCCCGGCAGCUGGUGCCUUUGGCGCCUUAGGGCGCUGUUUGGAAUGGGACACGCCUUUCUACACUAUCAAGGCCUUUGGACCGCUCUGCUUUCGCCAUGAUGUGCUUCAGUACGCCGAUCCCCGCGCCGGCCAUCCAGAGAAGAUGCAGACGUACAGCAAGGGUACCAGGGUGAUGGCUUUGGACGUUCUUCGGCCACCCGAUUGGAUGCCUACAGACUACGGCCUGGUCGUGUGCUUCUUCGUUUUGGAGCAUGUUCCGGACCCACACCAAGCUGCGCGUGGCAUUGCCAAGUUGCUUAACCCAGGCGGUUAUCUCUUGCUGGGUGCUCCCUUCAUUGACGGAGUGCACGGUUGCCCUGACGACUUCUUCCGCUACACGCCUCACGGGCUGCGAAAGGUGGCGGAGGGAGCCAAGCUGGAGGUGCUGCUCGAGUUCUCUCCUGGCAUGACGGUUGCAGCUGCUGGGGACUUUAUUGGCAUGCGGUCCUCUUAUUGGCGAACCGAG
Messenger RNA from Symbiodinium necroappetens, 975 nucleotides. NCBI's taxonomy places the organism in Eukaryota, Dinophyceae, Suessiales, Symbiodiniaceae. The record is from the annotation of a GenBank genome assembly.